UCUAUAAAUGCUGCCACGCAGCUGAAGCUUGAAGUCUUAUCAUAAACCUCUACAGUUGCUCACAGAAAUACAAAGUCCAAGACACAGAGGAGCAAGGAAGCAUGGCUGCUGCAGCGCAGCCAAGUACUGACUGGCACGUGAAAGAAAAUGGGAGAGAUCACCACACAAGUAAAUUCUCUAGCAAAGAGUUGAUUGUGAGGAGAGGUCAGGCCUUUGUAAUCACCUUCAAUGGAGUAGAACAGCCUGAGCAAACCUUAACAUUCAUCGUAGAAACAGGUCCAAAACCCUCCAAGCAGGCCAAGACCCAAGCCACAUUUGGUAUCUCCAGCACAGUGAGCAAGGACAGCUGGAGCGCAGUUCUUCAGUCCACCAGUUCCCACUCCGUGAGUGUCUCCAUUUCCAGCCCACCUAAUGCUGUCAUCGGACGCUACAAGCUGAGUGUUCAAAGUACUUCAACUGGCAGCUCGUCUCCAGAAACCCUUGGCACUUUUGUUUUGCUCUUCAACCCUUGGUCUUCAGGUGAUAAUGUGUUCAUGCCUAACAAGGCUGAGUGUGAGGAAUAUGUGCUAGAAGAGUUUGGUAUCAUUUUUGCGGGCAACAAUUAUCAUAUCAACAGCUUUGGAUGGAACUUUGGCCAGUUUCAAGCAGAUAUCCUCAAUAUUUGCCUUUCCAUGCUGGAUCGAAGCUUGAACUACCGUCAGGAUCCUGCCACAGAUGUAUCUCACCGACACGAUCCCAAAUAUCUGGGCCGUGUUCUCAGCGCAAUGGUCAAUGCUAAUGAUGACCAAGGGGUGGUACUAGGAAACUGGAGUGGAAAUUAUGAUGGUGGAAAAAGUCCAAGCAGCUGGACUGGAAGUGGUGAAAUCCUACAAAGCUGGAAGAAAUCAGGAUUCAAGCCUGUUAGAUACGGACAGUGUUGGGUUUUUGCAGCAGUAUUAACCACAGUACUUAGAUGUCUGGGGAUUCCCACUCGUCCAAUUACAAACUUCAGCUCUGCCCAUGAUGCAGAUGGAAACCUGCGUGUGGAUGAGUUUUACGAUGCUUCUGGAAAUCAUUUGAAUGAGGGAGCUGACAGUGUCUGGAAUUUCCACGUCUGGAAUGAAAGCUGGUUUUCCCGCAGUGACUUGGGCCCUUCAUACAGUGGAUGGCAAAUUCUGGAUGCAACUCCCCAGGAAGAAAGUGGAGGAAUUUAUCAGUGUGGUCCUGCCUCAAGGAAUGCCGUCAAAGAAGGAGAUGUAGAUCUGGACUACGACUGUCCAUUUGUAUUUGCAGAAGUGAAUGCAGACUGUAUGUACUGGAGUUAUGAUCGUGCUACUAGAAAGAAAACUUUAUUAUUCAACAAGUCGACAGUAAUUGGCCAACUCAUCAGCACAAAGGCAGUUGGUAGAGAUGAUCGUAUAGAUAUCACCAGUGAUUACAAAUAUGAAGAAGGCUCUAAAAAAGAAAGAGAUAUUUUCAAAAAAGCCCGUAAGAAGCUGGGACUUGAGGAUAAGUUUGAUCCUACAGCACCAACACCAAAGGAAAUUGAACAAAAGCCUGAUAUCUCAGGAAAGUUUAAGAUGGCCGGUCCUUUAGAGGUCGGCAAAGACCUCAAUUUAAUUCUGGUUCUUAAAAAUUUACAAUCCGAAGUUAAGUCUGUUAAUGUGAAUAUGACUGCUUGGAGCACUGUGUACACAAGAAGACCAGUUCGUGAGAUCUGGAAGGACUCCCUGUCUGUCUCUCUGUCUCCUGAGGAAGAGAAACAUUUUCCCAUUAAGAUAUCUUAUGCUGAAUAUCAACAGCAGUUAACUACAGAUAACGCGAUUGAAGUAACAGCUUUAUGUCACGUAGAAGGUGGGAUUCAAGUACUGGUGCAAAGACACAUUGCCCUGGACAACCCUACCAUCGACAUACAGGUACUUGGUGAGGCAAAAGUGAAUGAAGAAAUGGAUGUGGAAGUGGUAUUUACCAAUCCUAUUGAUAUAGAAGUGAAGGACUGUGUGCUGCAGGUAGAAGGCAGUGACCUGGUGAGAGGAAUCCUUAAGAUAGAUGUACCACCACUGAAAGCCAAAGACAUAUCCAGUACAAAAUUUAAACUUACCCCUUUUGAGACGGGCUCCAAGCAUCUGCUUGUAAAUUUCUCCUGUGAUAAAUUUGCAGAUAUCAAGGCCUUUAAAACUGUAAAGGUGAUUGACUAACAGGAAGAUACACAAUAAAUGAUCUUUGUCCCUACCAAUUGUACAAAAUGGCGUAAGAAAUGUUGUACAAGAAAACCAUGAGAAAACUAAGAGAACAAAAUCCUUGCUUCCUGUGAUAUGGGUUUACCAACUUUAUAUUAUUAACAUUUUACAUUGUAAUUUUUAAUAAACUGUGGAAUAGUUCACUCACUACUGUGCACAUCCAUGUUAUUAAACAGAAUUUCUUACCUUCUA
This is a messenger RNA of Gallus gallus (chicken), 2411 nucleotides long. RefSeq names its product transglutaminase 3 (gene TGM3). The transcript is spliced from 13 exons. The coding region runs from base 102 to 2177 and encodes 691 amino acids. The record is from RefSeq and is a predicted model, not a curated record. Gene Ontology annotation, molecular function: protein-glutamine gamma-glutamyltransferase activity. Gene Ontology annotation, biological process: peptide cross-linking. NCBI's taxonomy places the organism in Eukaryota, Metazoa, Chordata, Aves, Galliformes, Phasianidae.